AUGUCUAAUAUCACACUAUACACCUGGCCCACGCCCAACGGCGUCAAAGCCUCCAUUACCCUCGAGGAGCUUGGCAUCCCAUACAAGACCGAGGGAAUCAACAUCAGCACCAACGCCCAAAAAGAGGACUGGUUCCUGAAAAUUAACCCUAACGGCCGCAUCCCCGCAAUCCUCGAUGGCUCCCAGCGCGUCUUCGAGAGCGGUGCAAUUAUGAUCUACCUCGCCGAUAAAUACGACACCGACCGCAAAAUCAGCUACGCCCCUGGCACCCCCGAGCACAUCGAGCAGCUAUCCUGGCUGAUGUUCCAGAUGGGCGGUCUUGGUCCCAUGCAGGGCCAAGCAAAUCACUUCCGUCUCUUCGCCGGCGCCCGCUCAGACUACGGUAUCAAGCGGUACAUCGACGAGACUAAACGCCUAUACUCGGUUCUCGAGUCUCGUCUGCAGGAGAGCCCUUAUCUGGCUGGAUCUAAGUAUACUAUUGCUGAUAUCGCGAAUUUCUCAUGGGUCCGUAGUGCACCUGAUGCGCUGGAGAUUGAUCUGUCUGAGUUCCCGGCGCUAAAGAAAUGGGUCGAUGAGAUUGGGAAGCGCGCUGCGGUGCAGAAGGGUCUGGAUGUCCCCUCGACUGGUUGGACUCACGAGCAGCGGACUGAGUUCUUCCGAAAUGCGCGAGCUAAGAUUGAUGCUAUGUCUAAUAGCGAUAAGUACUAG
This is a messenger RNA of Penicillium maclennaniae, 708 nucleotides long. Its product is annotated as glutathione S-transferase family protein. The transcript has 3 exons. The record is from RefSeq and is a predicted model, not a curated record. NCBI's taxonomy places the organism in Eukaryota, Fungi, Ascomycota, Eurotiomycetes, Eurotiales, Aspergillaceae. Bases 1 to 708 code for a protein of 235 amino acids.